ACUGUUCAAUCGGAAACUUUUACUAUCCCGGCCGUCUACAUCUCAUGUAAUAUAAUUAUAUUUGUAAUCAGAAUAGGCAGUAGAGCUAGAGUCAAACGAAUCAUGUGUGAAAACUUAAAGGUUUUCUAGUGUUUAUGUUUUCAAAAAAUCGUCUUCAUGCCUAUCGAAACGAGAACGAAUAGUGCUCUUUUCCGAAGAGCUGAACAAUUGAAACGGUGGGAAGAAUCCGAAACAAAUAAUGUUCCAGCCACAAUUCCUAAGGAUAAGAUACACAAAAUUAAAUUCAGCGAUGGAUGUGUGUUUUUAGCUGCAUGUGCAGCAAGUGAUACGGAAGAAGUUGAGCGGUUGUUAAAACAAGGCACUGACAUCAACACAGCAAAUGUUGACGGUUUAACAGCAUUACACCAGGCCUGCAUUGAUAACAAUUUAGAAAUGGUUCAGUUCCUUGUGGAGCACGGCUGUGAUGUUAAUCGUGGCGACAAUGAAGGUUGGACACCUCUUCAUGCAACAGCCUCCUGUGGUUUCCUUAGCAUAGCAAAAUAUUUAAUUGAAAAUGGAGCUAAUGUUGCAGCUGUCAAUAAUGAUGGGGAUCUACCUAUUGAUAUUGCUGAAUCUACGGAAAUGGAAGAGUACCUAUCGGAUGUUCUAGAUGAAAAAGAAAUUGAUUGUGAUGAAGCCCGCUCUGAAGAAGAGAGAAUAAUGUUGGAAGAUGCUAGAUUAAUUGCAGCUGGUGCUGUUGAUGCUAAUGAUAGAAUCCAUCCACGCACAGGGGCUACUCCUCUACAUGUAGCUGCUGCAAAAGGGUAUAUUGAAGUAAUUAAAAUUUUAAUUUCCGCUGGUGUUGAUUUAAAUGCUCAAGAUAAUGACGGUUGGACUCCUCUUCAUGCAGCUGCACAUUGGUGUCAAAAAGAAGCAUGUGCUCUUCUGGCUGAUAACUUAGCAAAUAUGGAUAUCCAGACUCCUGCCGGACAAACUUGCUUUGACGUUGCUGAUCCAGAUGUAGUGAAACUUUUAGAAGAAUUGAAGAAAAAACAAGCUUCAAUGCAGAAAGACCGUCCUGAAAUUCAGGCUAUUCUCCAAAGAACUAGCACUAGACCUCCAUUGAAACGAAGAACUUCUGUUACUCGUAUGAGUGGCCAAGAAAAGAGUAAAUCAGUUAUGAAAGAUACCAAAGCUGAAAGAGCUCAAAUUGAAAACCUGACUCUUAGAGAAGAGGAAACUGAAGAAGAGAAAGAAAAGAGACACAAUGCUAACAUAGAAUUAUUCAGAACACCACCUACUGAAAAUUCAUCUAAUGUUGCCCUAGACAAACCCUUAAGGAAGCCAUCUAACCGUGAACCUCCAGAGUCUCCAGUUAAAAAGGAGCCUGCAGAAGAAAGAAUUCCAUCAUGGAAAAAGGUUUUGCGGCGUGCAGCUGAAGAAAGUAUGAAUUCAGAUGCUAAUGAUUCAGAAGUUAUACUUAAAAGGCCAAAAAAACUUAAUGAAGAUAAUAAAGAAAAAGGUGAUGAUGCUGGGAAUAAGGAUGGGAGACCUACUAUUUCUCCUGUUCGAGAUGAUGAAUCAGAACUUCAGCGUAAAGCGCAUGCAAAGCGAGUUCGGGAAACACGGCGUUCUACACAGGGGGUAUUAUUAGAAGAUAUAAAAUCUGCUGAACUUCAGUAUUUAAUAAAUACACAGCAAGAAGCUGCUAAACGCCAAGCUGAAGAAGCAAAAAUGGACGAACCAUUAGAAAAUAAUAAAACUGAUGCUCUGCCGUCAGAUGUCCCAAAGAGUAAAGAAAAGGAAGAUUCUAAAGAAACAAAUGAUAGUCAUUCCUCUAAACCUGAAAAAACAGAAACAUCAAACAAACGCGAUUCUGAAAACAGAACAGCAGCUGAUGCUAAUAAUGCUGAAAGUGCUCCAUCUGUGACAUUAUCAUUGAGACAAAAAUCAGUUAGUUCACCAGAAGACAUAAGUCCAUCCGAUAGCAGAAGUUCACUAGGUACUCAGGCAGCUAUCCAAAGACGACGGAGACCCAAGAGACGUUCCACUGGAGUGGUUUACUUGGAUAGUGAUGAUGCCCCUGAAGAAAAAGAAAGCGUUAUAAGUGAUAAAGAUUACAACAGUACUACUGAAGCUGGACACACUGAUCGACCACGACAGAGAUAUGGAUCGUCAACUUCGAUUCCGGACAGUUCGUCCGAAGCAUCAUAUAGAAGUGAUACAUCUUCACGUUAUGGAUCCAAAGCUAGUUUAAGUGAAGACGAAAAUAAAGAUUAUAAGAAGCUUUACGAAGAACUGAAGAAAGAAAAUGAAAGAUUAAAAGAGACGUUAAGAAAAACAGAAGAUGAACUGGAAAGAACUAAGAAGCAGUUGCAGAAAUUGCAGAGCAGUAACAUGAAAAAUUCUGUUAGUGAAGCUGAGAAGAAGGAAAGAAGAAGUCUAGAACGGAAAUUGUCAGAAAUGGAAGAAGAAAUUAAGAAUAUUUCGAAAUUAAAGACUGAAAAUGAAAAGCUUAAAGCCGAAAAUCGAGCAUUGUCACGAGUGGUGUGCAAAUUAUCCAAAUAGCAAAAUGAGAAACUGAGGGCUGACAAUGAACGCUUAAGAGAAGAGAAUGCUGCUCUUAUUCGAGUAAUAAGUAAAAUAUCGCAGUAAUAGGGAGAUACUGUGUCUUAUUAUUUGUAUGGAUGUGAUCCAUCUCUUCCUGGUGGAUAUUGUCUUCCGCUGUGGUAAAACAUCAUUUUGAAGAAAGGCUUGUUUUUAAAAAGAAACUUUUGAUAUUUUUACCAAAACUGAAAAGGACGUGUUUUGUAAAAUUCUCUUUAACAGUCAGAUUACUGGUGGUGCUCAAGUUUCAUUACUUUUUGAUUUGUCAUGUAUUAAAAGUAUGGUUUUCCAUGCUAAAUAUCAGGUUUAUUGCAUUGUUAUAUUUGCAAUUUGCUCUCGUUACUUAAAUUGCAGUGAAGUUAUCUAUCUAGUCCUUCUAUAGUAAAUUCUGCCUGAGAUAGUACUGACUGUUGAGUACUUAUUCAGGUAGUGUUGUUUUUAUACUUAUGCCUGUCAUACAACUCCAUCUUUUAAAUAAAGGAAUAUGACAGUUGUCUUUUACUUAUAAUUACUUGUGCUAGAUUUUCUUUUGUAUCAUAUGUCUGAUUUUUACAUGAUGUUUUAUAUUUUAUUCUUUUUGUCAUUGUUCGAUGUUUUGGAAGGUGCUAUGAAGGAACAAUUGGCAUUAAAUUUUAUUCUUCUGAACUACUUUUAUAACACGAACCUAUAAAUGUAAAACUAAACUUUUUAUUUGCAAUAAUAUUGUUACAAAAUUAAUUUUAGUCAAACUAGGAUAUAUUGAAAUUUAACUUCAGCACAUGUAAAAAAAAAUGUUUCCUUGUAUUUUGCAUGUAGUUAUUUAUUAUUGAUAAACACUCUUAUUGACUCUUAUUUGCUAUUAAACUGUAUACCACAUUUACUUGUUUUAUAUUAAAUUUAUAUUUAGAAAUGAGAGCUCUGCCUUCGAUUGGAAGGACUUCGUUUUUACUUACAUAUCUAGCUUAUUAAAUAUUUAGUUCCAAAUUACUUUGAAUUAUUUAUUGUUAAUUUAUUGUGUUUAAGAUACAUUUAUUAUAAUGUCCUUAAAAUUAGUUGUUUUCAUUUAACCUCUAUUGGUCUCUCUUCUCAUCUACCGUCAAUCUUUUCCUUCUGUUUGUAUGUGUGAAUAGCAUGUGUAAAUAUUUUGAUAAGCAUCAUCACCAAAAACGCAUUUUAUAUUAAUUAUGUGCCUUUGAGGUGCCUUGAGAUAUCAUGGGUUAGAACAUGAUUGAUCAUGGUUAACCAUAUGCACUGCCAACUUCAUUUAGCUGUUAAAAGAUCUGAUAUAGAUCUGAUAUAGUCAUACCAAUUUCACUUGCUUAAAAAAUGCUCAUAUUUUUUGACACUGAAGAUUUCUAAAACUGUAUUUUCUGUUAGUUGUUAAUUUUUUGGUAAGUCAAAAAGGAAUUUAGCUAAUCAAGUGUAAAAGCUUUUGGAAUAUAAAUUUAAGGACAAAAUAAGUUUUAUCAAACUGCUGAUCAUACCUGUUUUGUAAUACUUACAUUCAGCUCUUUUUAAGAAGACUUUUUAUACUAAAAUGGUUUGUUAAAUUUUUGCAAUCUACAAGAAAUAAACUGGUAUGGAUACAAGCUUCUGUUGUAGAUUGUCUUAUUUAUGCUGCAACAUCAUUUAAAAUACAGUAUUACAGUUAAUUAUCAUAUUUCAAUUUUUAUGUUUAAUGAAGUUUUACAAUGUAAGGCUUUGAUGACAAUAAAAACCGAUGUUUAAUUUGUUCCCAACCAUAAUAUCCAAUUAAAAAUAUAUAUAUUGGUGAUCGUUUCAGACUGUGUGAAGAAAUUUGUGAAAAUAGCUUUGAGGAACUGAACAUGAUGAAAUACAGUAUGUUGUAAUCAGAUGUAGUAGAGAAUUUUGUGAUCUGCAAGAAAAUGAAAUACCCUUUUAAAUUUAUUAUAUCUAGUGUUAUUAACAUAGUUACUUAAAGAUGAGUAUUUAUAAUUUGUUUGAGAGAUGCAGUUUUUUUAUAUUAAAUUUCUUAUCCCCAUAGAAACCAUGUUAAAAAUUUGUUUUGUUUUGUCUGCUUACUGUGAUUUGCUCUAUAUAUUUAUUGAUUGAAAUUUCCAUGUAGCCACGACUGAAAGAACAGACAUUGCAAUUGUCAUUUUUAUGUUGUUUGCUGUUCCUCUUAAAAUGUAGUAGUAUUUAUAAGAGUCUAUUGUUCAUUAACUUUUUGAAAAGUAUUAUAAAUAUGUACAGAGUUAAAGCUUAUGUGAAACAAUAAACAUUUCUGGAAGUA
Argiope bruennichi is the source of this 4819-nucleotide messenger RNA. RefSeq names its product protein phosphatase 1 regulatory subunit 12A-like. The record is from RefSeq and is a predicted model, not a curated record. The transcript has 22 exons. Bases 157 to 2547 code for a protein of 796 amino acids. Gene Ontology annotation, molecular function: enzyme inhibitor activity; phosphatase regulator activity; protein kinase binding. Gene Ontology annotation, cellular component: cytoplasm. Lineage: Eukaryota; Metazoa; Arthropoda; Arachnida; Araneae; Araneidae.